This is a messenger RNA of Aspergillus viridinutans, 732 nucleotides long. RefSeq lists its product as uncharacterized. The transcript has 4 exons. Bases 1 to 732 code for a protein of 243 amino acids. The record is from RefSeq and is a predicted model, not a curated record. Gene Ontology annotation, molecular function: oxidoreductase activity. Lineage: Eukaryota; Fungi; Ascomycota; Eurotiomycetes; Eurotiales; Aspergillaceae.
AUGGCGAAUAAAAUGCUCGAACAUAACAUUCAAGUGACCGCUGUGGGCCGCCGCCAGGAACGCUUGGACGCAUGGUUGCAAGAACAUGGUACCGAAAAAGCCCAUGCUAAGGUCUUCGACAUCAGUAAUCUUGACGCCAUUCCGCAGUUUGUGGCGGAGGUAACCGCCCAGUCCCCCGAUAUCGACUGCGUCUUCAUAAAUGCUGGCUUCCAGCUUCCGAGCGAUUUUUCGUCCCCGCAGACCGUUGACUUGGCUGCGUAUCAUCAAAUCAUGCAUGUCAACUAUACCGCUGCGGUGACUCUGGCCACAGCCUUUCUCCCUUUUCUAUCAGGGAAGACAACUGCGACAAGUCUGAUCUUCACCGUAUCUAAUCUCGCGGUUGUGCCUGCGGUCUCCAUGCCCGGUUAUUGCGCAUCCAAGGCGGCUUUGAAUACAUUCGCCAUGUGUCUCCGAGUUCAAUUGAGAGAGGCCAAGUCAAAUGUCAAUGUGAUUGAACUCUUUCCUCCGGCUGUUCAAACGGAGCUACAUGACUACAUGGGAGCCGAAAAGGGCCGCAAACUUGGAAUGCCCUUGAAGGAAUUCACGGAGAAAGCCUGGGACGGACUAGCCAAUGGGGCUGAUGAGGUCUAUGUUGGGUGUAUUCCGCCGGAAGAUCGCUUUCUCACCAUUGCUCGGCAACGCCGUUCUGCCUGUGAAGACUUGGCUCAUUCUAUGCGAAAGAUGAUGCACUAG